UGUUUGACGUCAGACAACUGCAAACAAAUGACCCCAUAAAAAGACUGAACCUGUCCGGGGGGAAAAAAGAAAAGCUCCCGGCGCACAGCACAGCCGCAGAGGUCUACAGAGCGCCACCACGACUCCGUCACUUCAGCAUCACCUUGACAUCGAACAGAGAAAAGACUUCUGAAGAUGCCACUUUCAAGCAGCUCCACGUCCUCCACGAAGAGCAUCCGCAGAGCAGCGUCCGAGCUGGAGAGGUCGGACUCCAUCACCUCUCCCAGAUUCGUCGGCAGGCGUCAGAGCUUGAUCGAGGACGCGCGCAAGGAGCGCGAAGCCGCCGCUGCGGCGGCAGAGGCGGCGGAGGCCAGCGAACAGAUCGUGUUCGAGGAGGACGACGGAAAAGCGCUGCUCAACAUCUUCUUCACUUUAAGAGGCAUGAAGGCACCCGCACUGUCGCGGACUCUCAAAGUUUUCGAGACGUUCGAAGCGAAGAUUCACCAUUUGGAGACGCGACCAUGCCGGAAGCUCAAGGACAACCUGGAAGGCCUGGAGUACUUCGUCCGCUGCGAGGUGCACCUGUCGGACGUCAGCACUCUGAUCGGAUCCAUCAAAAGGAACACAGAGGAUGUUAAAACCACCAAAGAAGUCAAAUUUCACUGGUUCCCAAAGAAAAUAGCAGACUUGGACAAAUGUCAUCAUCUGGUCACUAAAUUUGAUCCAGACUUGGAUCAAGACCAUCCUGGCUUCACAGACCCCGUCUACAGACAGAGGAGGAAAAUGAUCGGAGACAUCGCCUUCAGAUACAGACACUGGGAGCCGAUUCCCAGGGUGGAGUACACAGAGGAGGAGAUCAGCACAUGGAGGGAAGUCUACUCAACGCUGAGGGACUUGUACGUCACCCACGCCUGCACCGAAUACCUCGAGGCCUUCCGCCUGCUGGAAAGGCAUUGUGGGUACAGUCCAGACAACAUUCCCCAGCUGGAGGACGUGUCACGCUUCCUCAAAGAGCGUACGGGCUUCACGCUGCGUCCGGUGGCCGGUCUGCUCUCGGCCAGAGACUUCCUGGCCAGUCUGGCGUUCCGGGUGUUCCAGUGCACCCAGUACAUCCGCCACGCCUCCUCCCCGAUGCACUCCCCCGAACCUGACUGCGUCCAUGAGCUGCUGGGCCACGUCCCGAUGCUGGCCAACCGCACCUUCGCCCAGUUUUCACAGAACCUCGGUCUGGCUUCACUUGGGGCUUCGGAGGAAGAUAUUGAGAAACUGUCCACAUUAUACUGGUUCACUGUGGAGUACGGCUUGUGUAAGCAGAACGGUGAGGUGAGGGCUUACGGCGCUGGACUGCUCUCCUCUUACGGAGAGCUUGUGCACUCGCUGUCCGACGAGCCAGAGACGAGAGAGUUCGAUCCCGAGGCCGCGGCGGUGCAGCCCUACCAGGACCAGACGUACCAGCCCGUCUACUUCAUUUCUGAGAGUUUUUCAGAUGCCAAGGAGAAGUUCAGGACGUACGUGGCCGGCAUCAAGCGUCCCUUCUCGGUGAGGUUCGACCCGUACACCAGCAGCGUGGAGGUUCUGGACAACCCGCUGAAGGUCCAGGGAGGCCUGGAGGGGGUGAAGGACGAGCUGAAGAUGCUGACAGAUGCUCUCGGUGUUUUGUCAUGAUGAUUCCCCUGCCACCUCCUCCCAGCUGGUGUCUCAAACCCUGGUGUCUGUUUGCUUCCCUCUCCUGCGACGUCGCCGACCAACGUGUUCAUCUCCUCUGUGCUGUUCCUCCCGUUUCCCCAAAGUUUCCAAAGAUGUCCAACGCCUCGCUGGGGUUUUUGGAUCCAUUCGUGAAAUGAUGGGGGCGGAUUUUUUGCUGCUUUUAAAGGAAAAACGUGUAGUUCAGUGUUCAAAGCUUUAUUUUCCAGAUAUGUGACUUAAGUAUUUUGAGUAUUAACUCUCAGUUUUGCUCAAUUUGUUUUGUCCGGCAGUGUAAAUGAAUUAUAUAAAAGAAAUGAUAAUAAAACACACUCUCCAUGUAAUGUAUCGCUGAUUACUGCUUGAGAAAACAGAAUCUGUCAGAUAAUAAAGAAUCGCACAUUAAG
Molecule: messenger RNA, 2069 nt
Organism: Acanthopagrus latus (yellowfin seabream)
Lineage: Eukaryota; Metazoa; Chordata; Actinopteri; Spariformes; Sparidae
Gene: th
Product: tyrosine hydroxylase
Exons: 13
Coding region: 175-1644 (489 amino acids)
Biological process (GO): dopamine biosynthetic process from tyrosine
Cellular component (GO): axon; perikaryon; cytoplasm
Molecular function (GO): tyrosine 3-monooxygenase activity; iron ion binding
Source: RefSeq, a predicted model, not a curated record